This is a messenger RNA of Hirundo rustica (Barn swallow), 1067 nucleotides long. It is a transcript of the gene TEX36, whose product is annotated as testis expressed 36. NCBI's taxonomy places the organism in Eukaryota, Metazoa, Chordata, Aves, Passeriformes, Hirundinidae. Bases 1 to 540 code for a protein of 179 amino acids. The record is from RefSeq and is a predicted model, not a curated record. The transcript has 6 exons.
AUGUCUGAGAACGGGGCUAAGAAGCCCAGCAUCCAGCACGGCGCCGACUGGUUUGUUCAUGAAGGGGAGCAGGGCGAGCUGGAAUCAACAACAAGCGCUUCACUAAGGCAUGUACUGGACACGGCAGCCGCUCUGGGUACGGAAUAUAGACAGCCGCUGGAAUACAAAGCUCGGGUGGAGAAAGCAGGAAACAACCAUUUCCCAUUCUCUUCUCAUGACAACAGGCACGAGAUAUGCAAUGCAGUCGAGUAUUUUGACUUGGGCAUGGGCGUGAGGAAGCUGGAUCCAGAGAGGCAGAAACAGAACUCCCAUAACUUCCUCGAGUGGGCCAGUGCGCCAGGCGAUGGCGGGAGCAAUGACCUGUUAACCGUUUACCAGACCUCGUUUGUGGCGGAUCAGGCCGCAGGGAACGAGGGCUGCUGUGCCCGGCGCUAUCCCAAACACCACACCCAGAAACAGUGCACCGCCCAAAAACCGUGCUGCUGCGGCAAACCUGCUCCUGGCGAAGACAAAGCCCUGCAGCUGUACAAGCCAUCCUAAUCAGCAAACACCUCGGACUGAGAACUCAAACAAUGCUGAAGGAAUAAACAUUUGUGUAAAGUGCACGUGGCAGUACGGUUGAGAGUUCAUUGUGAUCAAGAGUGUGAUUACGUUACUCUGAAAACAUAUGUUUCUAUAAAACCUUUAAAGAAGAGGAGCGCUAUAAGGAAAAACAAGAUUGUGCAUAUGUUAGACAUAACUCUGCUAGGAGAACAGAGAUAGGGAUUGUGCUCGUGUUACCUGAUUCUGGUUGACCCGCAUCUUGAUACAAAAGCUCCUUCAGCUUCUGAAUCAGUGGCAGGGCUGUCCCUCUGGCAGCCGACAGCACCUGUAUUGACACAGGAGCAUAAUGGAACUGGAUCCUCCAGGGAUUACUGCAGCAGGGAGCCAGACCCCUGUGUGUUCAGAUGUGAGGACAUGGCCUCCCUCAAAGCUGCUGAUGCUCAGCCGUGAUGGCCCUGGUAAGUUGAAUUCAAACUGAAGGAAAGAAGUGCUUGGAGGAGACCUGUGGGACUGCAAGGACAGGA